AUGACUACCAUGGAGGAAACCCGGUCCAAACCUUCUACACCGGAGCCGAGUCCCGCGCCAAGUCCGGCGCCAAGUCCUGCACCUAGUCCUGCUCCCAGUCCGCUGCUGGACAGAAUCCCUUUGCCAUCAGGGAACCAUGUAGAGCACCUGAGUGUGAACCAGAUCCAGGUAGUGGUGCGGCGUUGUUCCAGUCCAAAUGUUACAGAAGAAACAACCUAUUUUCUUCCUCGCCACCCUGUGGUGGAUGCUGGCACCAACACAGAGCCACCACUUGUCUGCUGCCCCUUGCUUCACAGAUUUUGCCCUUGUCCUCCGAGAGGCCUUGUGGCUUCUGUCAUUACAAAAGUACUCUUGGCGGCAGUGCUCUUCGGAGUGGUUUGGUCAGUCACAGAGGACGAAUGUCUUCCAGGGGGUAACCUAUUUGGCAUUACAGUGCUGUUCAUCUGUGCAGUCAUUGGUGGAAAAUUAGUAGCUCUGAUCCGGCUACCCAGACUUCCACCAUUUCCUCCACUUCUUGGUAUGCUGCUCAUGGGUUUCACGCUAAGAAAUAUCCCAGUAAUAACAGAUGGUGUGUACAUUAACUUCAAGUGGUCCGCCUCCCUCAGGAACAUUGCACUGGCGGUCAUUCUAGCCAGAGCCGGUUUGGGUUUGGAUCCCUCAGCUCUGAGGAAGCUGAAAUCUGUGUGUUUGCGUGUGGCAGUAGGGCCUUGCAUCGUUGAGGCCUGCACUAUAGCUCUUGUCUCCCAUUUCCUCAUGGGUUUACCAUGGGUGUGGGGCUUCAUCCUUGGCUUUGUCCUUGGCGCUGUGUCUCCAGCAGUAGUGGUCCCCUCCAUGUUGCUGCUGCAAAAGGAUGGUUAUGGUGUGGAGCAGGGAAUCCCCACGGUUUUAAUGGCAGCUGGCAGCUUUGAUGACAUCCUUGCUAUAACAGGGUUCACUACAUGCUUGGGCGUGGCUUUUGCUACAGGUUCCACAUGGUACAACCUUUUGAGAGGUGUGCUGGAGGUGGCCGGUGGCCUGCUUGCUGGGAUCCUUCUUGGCUUCCUCAUCCAGUACUUUCCCAGUCUCGACCAGAAACACUUGGUGAUGAAACGUUCCUUUCUGGUACUUGGCUUGUCUGUCUUUGCGGUGUUUGGCAGCGGUGUGGCUGGCUUUCCUGGGUCCGGUGGCCUCUGCACUCUAGUACUGGCAUUUCUUGCCGGUCUCGGAUGGGGUACAGAAAAGGCACGCGUGGAGGAAGUGGUGGGCUGGGCAUGGGAUGUGUUUCAGCCGCUUUUGUUUGGCUUAAUUGGAGCAGAGAUACGAGUGUCACAGUUGGACGGACACGUAGUUGGUCUGGGUAUAGCUUCUCUACUCAUUGCCCUGCUGGUUCGGCUCCUGUUUACCUACGUUUGCGUGUUGUUCGCCGGCUUUAAUAUUCGUGAAAAGCUGUUUAUUGCCCUAGCCUGGAUGCCCAAAGCCACUGUACAGGCAGCCAUUGGCUCCACAGCUUUGGACAUGGCCAGGAUAAGAGAAGACACGCAGAUGCAGAAGUACGGCAUGGAUGUGCUGACUGUGGCUGUACUUUCCAUCCUUCUAACGGCACCAGUAGGAGCCCUUAUCAUUGGCCUUUGUGGUCCAUGUCUGCUGCAGAAACCAAAGAACUCAGCCUGUGGCACUGCGGCAGGUGAUGAAGACAAUGAAACGCCAGUCACCUAUGAAAGCACUCUGUGAUAUCACCAGUCUCAAUGAGGGCAGCAGUGAAAAUCCUCACUGUUAAGCAUCUGUAUCUAUUCUUAAGAGAACAUUCAAAUCAGUUUUAAUUUCAAACAAAAUAACUGGAAUGACAUGUCGGAUAUGUCAGCUGUCGUUUAGCCACCGAGUGGCCUGGUCCGUCUGUUCUCUCCCCUGCAGGAGCUCGCGUGUGAAUGACUUUGUAUUUAUAGGCACUGGUGAUUUCCAACAACUGACCCACAUCUGAACAUGUGAAGGGUCAUGUUGAGUACGAGAAAAAGUUUUUGUUUAGUGUGAAUUUUUUUAUCAUAAUUCAGUGCAAUAGUUUAAUGACUGGUUGUUGUCAAAGGGUCCCUUCCAUCCAAAUCUUUUUUUUUUAAUCUUUUAUUUUUUUAAUAACAUAGGUUGCAUCCAUACAGUAUGUUGAUCACUGGAUUUUUCGGACGAUAAAUAUUUUUUUUCAUAGUUUGUCGAGGGGUGCGAUUUAUACUCCGGCGCACUUGUAUGUGAGAUUACUAAAGGGUCUACCCGACCAAAAUGACAUGUUGAUUCUAGUAUAUUGUGGCGCUCACGAGACAGUUAGGGACGAUUUUCACUUUGCUAAGCAAAAGAACAGGCAUUUCACAUCCAUGAACAAUGACAUAUAAUGGCUGGUCAUCAACUCAAAUGUCAUGCACAGUCACAGUGUUACAACAAAACUGAAAUUAUCACAUAACAAACUAAAUAGCAUAACUAGCAAGCAAUGAAAACACUGGAACAGUAACUAAGAAAUAAUGUCGCACAGAACAUGAACUUUGAACAUUAUUUGCCGAGUGCCACAAUGUAUACGGAGAGGCAUGAGACUGUUUUUAAUGGUCUGGUCACUAAUGACCUGCCCGUGUGCUGCGUUCUGUUUAGUGAGCUGUUUCUUAGCCUAUGUCUGCACAUCGCAAGGUAUUUUGCAAAAAGAAGAACUUUUUCAACGGUUUAGUCUAUCAUCCAUACGCACACACACAUUUUGGGCAUUCAAAACGAGGAUUCUCAAAAACUCCGUCCAAAGUGAAGAUGUACCAAUUUUGCAUUUUUAGCGCCAUCAUGUGGACACUGACAACCGAAGAUUGAACUGUAGAAACGUCCCUGACUGUGACAAACUUUGUUCCUUUGUCACACGAGACCAGUGUUUGCAUUUGGAGUAGUGUAUUUAUUAGACAUGUGCUUUUUGCUUCAAUUUAUUUUCAAACUCUUGCAAUGCUUCAUUUUGAAGAACACAUGUGAAGGAUGGCGGUGUAAUGGACAAUUAUUUUUUCGUUAUGAAUGUACUUAAAAACGAAUGAAUGCGGUUGGCUGUGGAAGCUUUUUUUUGGUAUACAAAUGUGCUGGUGUGGGUGUAAUUAUUUUUUCUGGACAUAUUAGGGCAGGAUCCUUGGUUUGGGGGGGGGG
Corythoichthys intestinalis (scribbled pipefish) is the source of this 3129-nucleotide messenger RNA. RefSeq names its product sodium/hydrogen exchanger 9B2. Gene Ontology annotation, cellular component: membrane. Gene Ontology annotation, biological process: proton transmembrane transport. The coding region runs from base 1 to 1710 and encodes 569 amino acids. Gene Ontology annotation, molecular function: antiporter activity. The record is from RefSeq and is a predicted model, not a curated record. The transcript is spliced from 12 exons. Lineage: Eukaryota; Metazoa; Chordata; Actinopteri; Syngnathiformes; Syngnathidae.